Molecule: messenger RNA, 1242 nt
Organism: Trypanosoma brucei brucei TREU927
Lineage: Eukaryota; Euglenozoa; Kinetoplastea; Trypanosomatida; Trypanosomatidae
Exons: 1
Coding region: 1-1242 (413 amino acids)
Cellular component (GO): nucleus; cytoplasm
Molecular function (GO): protein binding
Source: RefSeq, a predicted model, not a curated record
AUGAACUCCGGCACUUGCAUUGGAGGCCUGCAAGGUUCAAAGGACCUUUUAGAUGCCGUUCGAGCGGCCGUGGUUAGGGGCGAUCUGGAUGCGCUGGCUUCCCUCAAAGGCGAUUUCCUGGUUAUCAAGGAAAAUAUAGUUAAAUGUGUUGAUGGAUCGGGGAACACUCUGGUUCAUCUGGCACUUGGGAAAAAUACCACUAUGCUGGAGUUUGUAGUUAAGGAGCUUACCGGUGAUGUAAACGCGCCAAAUUUUCAAGGACGCACUCCGUUGCAUGAGGCCGUCAGAAACAACUAUGUUGAAUGUUGUGAGGCCCUCUUGGACUAUGGGGCAGAUGUCGGUGCCCAGUCUGCAACUCUCUCUACACCAUUUCAUACAGCGGCUGCCUGUGGGAGUGUGGAGUGUAUGGAGGUAUUGUUGAAACGGAGUGAUAACCCGAAAAAUAAGGUGAACGAACUGGAUCGCAACAAGUGUUCAGCGCUGCAUAAGAGUGCCUCGGAUGGAGACGUUCGUGUUAGCAAGUGGUUGGUAGAGCAUGGCGCUGAAGUAGACCAGAAGGACGCAGAUGAUACGACGCCACUUCUUAUGGCUGUUAAGAUGGGUAAACCGGAUGUGGCAGAGUAUUUGAUUAAGCAGGACGCGAACCGUGACCAGGCGGAUUCUCACGGGAACCGUCCUGUUCAUUAUUGUGCUAUUCGUUGUGAUUAUAAGAUUCUCAAGAUCCUCAUUGAUGCAGGGGCUACAGUUAACGUUCAGAACAAUGAUUUAAACAAUCCCCUUCAUCUUGCAGCUAUUCACCAGCGGCCGAAUUCGAGGGAAUGGGAGGAUUUGAUUGAGCUUCUGCUCGAUUCGGGGUGUGACCCAGCGGUAGAAAAUGCUUCGCGCAAAAAACCUGCAGAUUAUGUUGGUCGGAGCUUCAAGAAAUUUUUCUCAAACGAAGUCUCCGUCGAACGUCGUAGACUAGAGAAGAAGAAGAUGCAAGAAGAAGAGGAGGAGUUUAAAACAAUGCUGGAGAUGAGGAAUACUUGGAGAGCCAACAUCGUUGCUGACCUAGAAAAGGUAAAGAGAAGACAAAAAGAGGAACUUGAUCGAUUGCAUAGGGAGACGGAAGAAAGGCACCGUGCGGAGGAUGACGCACGGAUGCUAUUGGAGGAAGCGAUAGAGAGGAAACGCUACCAGGAGGAGCAAAGGAAAAAGCGGCUGGAGGCCGCCGAAAAGGGUGCGAGCACUAUGAAGAAGUAA